CCAUGUUUUUAAAUAUAUAUUUAAUAACAAUUUUCCUUUCCUUAUUUUUUUCUUCCAUUCAAUGCUUCACACAUCCUCCAAAAACCAACGAAAAUUCCACACAAUUCUCUUUAUUAAUUCCAUGCCUUGUUCAUCAAAACACCCAGAAUUAAUAAUUUCAUUUUUAGUCCUUAAUUAGUCAUAAUCAUCAGAAUCAUAAUCAUUAUCUUGUGAUUUUGUCUUGCAGUGCAAAAGGGUAUGUCUAUUAUAGGAACAUAUUCACAUUUCAUAUACAAAGAAAUUUACCAGAGAGAUGAAAAGUAUAUUCCUCAGUGUUUUGUAAGUGGCAAAGAUUCUCUGUUUUUGCGCAAGAGUUGUUUUGAGAACAUAUUGAUUAAAAAACAAAACAAGAUUAGAAGAAGAAAUUUGCGUGUAGAAGCUUGGCCAGAUUUGUCAAGACCAGAAAAGAUAGAAAUGGAACCUAUUAAUGAUUCUGAACAGCUUGAUCGAAUUCUUGUUCAUGCUCAACAAAACUCUGAUCUUGUCAUUAUUGACUGGAUGGCUGCUUGGUGCAGGAAGUGCAUAUAUUUGAAGCCCAAAUUGGAAAAAUUAGCAGCUGAAUUCGAUACCAAAGCCAAAUUUUAUUAUGUGGAUGUCAAUAAAGUACCUCAAACUCUAGUUAAGCGUGGCAACAUCUCUAAAAUGCCAACAAUUCAGCUUUGGAAAGAUGGUGAAAUGAGAUCAGAAAUAAUUGGAGGCCAUCAGGUCUGGCAGGUCCUUGAAGAAGUCAGAGAAAUGAUCCAAAUUUACUUAUGAGUAUAUGAUGUCUUCUAAUUAAUUUUUCCUCAUUUUACUCCCUCCCCAAAAUACCAAAAAAUGUAUGUUAAAAUAUAAUGUUCUAAUAUUUUUAUUUUGUGUAUCAUAUUAUCAUAUAUAAAACAAAGGGGGCUUAUUUUCA
This is a messenger RNA of Trifolium pratense (red clover), 937 nucleotides long. Its product is annotated as thioredoxin-like 3-1, chloroplastic. NCBI's taxonomy places the organism in Eukaryota, Viridiplantae, Streptophyta, Magnoliopsida, Fabales, Fabaceae. The record is from RefSeq and is a predicted model, not a curated record. Gene Ontology annotation, cellular component: chloroplast stroma. Bases 238 to 795 code for a protein of 185 amino acids. The transcript has 5 exons.